This is a messenger RNA of Manduca sexta (tobacco hornworm), 3110 nucleotides long. RefSeq names its product CCAAT/enhancer-binding protein zeta (gene Noc1). Lineage: Eukaryota; Metazoa; Arthropoda; Insecta; Lepidoptera; Sphingidae. The coding region runs from base 97 to 3078 and encodes 993 amino acids. The record is from RefSeq and is a predicted model, not a curated record. Gene Ontology annotation, cellular component: nucleus. The transcript has 20 exons.
UCAAUGUCAAAAUAUGUCAACUUAUGUCAAUUGGCAGCAUGGGCGGUGAUUUGUUUUCACGUGUUUACGAAUAAUUUUUAAUGCAAUAAUUCCAAAAUGAAGCAUAAAAGGUUUGAGGAGAACAUUUUGAUAGACGAAGCAUACACUAAUUACGGAAAACCUGACAAAAAUGCCGACGAGAAGAAAGGUCAAGGUAUCGCUAAGAACUUUGCAGAAACUUUAGAGUUUGAAGACAAAAAGAAAUGGUACAGCCAGCUACCAGAGGAACCGUCAGUAACCAAGACCCUAACAAGUGAGCAGGUGGAAGAGUUGAGAAAGGAAGCGAGUAGUGCAUUGCAUGGAGACACAUUAGCAUAUGAGACAAAGACAAACAGGAGUGGUUCGUCAGAUCACCAAUGGGCAAAGACACUGUUGAACAAGGGCGCUAUAGGAGACAGAGUGGCCGCUGCUACUAUAUUGAUACAGGACAACCCCCUAUACAACUUGACGGCUUUAAGGAAUUUAAUCAACAAUGUAAAACCAGCUAAGAAGAAAGACGGAAUCGUAAUUAUAGAUGCUCUCUCCGAGUUGUUAAUAUCGGAGUUGCUGAUCCCAGAUGUGAAGUUGAGGACUUUUGACCAGCAUCCAUUAGCACAUCUGACAGAGAUGACAUCCGGCAACAAGCAAGCCAAGAGGAACAUACUCAAACUGUGGUAUUACGAGGAUCAGUUGAAGGAGUUGUAUGGAACAUAUGUCGACGCGUUGAACAAAUUCGCUCACGAUUCAGUGGAGGCCAACAAGGAGAAAGCAGUCAGUGCUAUGUCUUAUCUGUUAAUGCAUCAUCCAGAAAGGGAAAAGAUCCUGCUAACAAACAUAAUCAACAAACUCGGUGACCCAUCGCAGGCUGUAGCGUCUAAGGUCAUCUACCAUCUGUGCCAGCUGCUGUUCAACCACCCCAAUAUGAAGGCAGUGGUGUUGGCAGAGAUCGAGAAGAUGUUGUUCAGAACGAAUAUAUCGCCGCGUGCGCAGUACUAUGGCGUGUGUUUCCUGAACCAGUUUUUUUUGGGCAAGGACGAUUCGAAGAUCGCUGAGAAUCUCAUCAGAAUAUACUUCUCGUUCUUCAAAGCUUCCAUCAAAAAGGGCGACAUCGACUCGCGCCUCAUGUCCGCCAUACUGACGGGCGUGAAGCGUGCGUACCCGUUCGCGGACGCGGAGCGCAUGUGUGCGGCCGCGCACGUGCACGCGCUGCACCGCCUCGUGCACCUCGCCGGCUUGAACGUGUCGGUGCAUGCGCUUGCGCUGCUGUUUCACAUCAGCGGCAAGGGGAAUGCGGAUAGGUACUACACCGCCCUCUACCGCAAGUUAACAAGCGUGGAGAUAUUCAACACGACCCACUCCGCACUGUUGUUCUCACUCAUAUUCAAGUCGUUAAAGCAAGACAAGAAUAUAGAUAGAGUGACGGCGUUCAUCAAACGGUUGCUGCAGUUGUGUUGUUACAUGACUCCUGCGCAGGCCUGUGGGAUACUGUUCCUUAUAUCGCAAGUGUUGAAGGAUGGCGCUAAGAAGGAAGCUGUGAGGCUGGUUUGGAGUAUAAAGGAAAUUAAAGAGGAAAUAAAAGAAGAGAUACCAGUAGUGAAUGAUGAAGCAGACGACACUGUAACAGAAGUGAACGGUACGUUAGACUCCACUGCAGAGGAAGAGAUCAAAGUGGAGCAGAAGAGAGUCGAUCUCCUGCGCGGUGACAAGAAGGAUCUGUUGAUGGAUGAUGACGAAGAACAGUAUGUGGACCUCAAAAUAGACGAGGAAGGCAACGUCAAGCCGAAGAAACGCAAGGCGCCGUCUGCCACCACCCCGGGCUGGUUCCACGCCAGGGUCAAAACGGAAGCCGAGGUCAAAAAUGAUGAUGAAGAGAAGGAGGCAGUCGCUAAGAUACAGCUGAAGAAGACCGUUAAUAUGGAUAAGAUGAUAACUGAGUACAAUCCGUUCUCUCGCAACCCGUUGUACAGUGGCGCCACCUGCUCGGCGUAUUUGGAACUGAUAUUGUUGUCGAAACACGCUCACCCCACUGUCAAGCUGUUCGCUAGGAAACUGCUCGAUGAUCAAAUAAUCCAAUACAGCGGCGAUCCGCUAAAGGAUUUCUCAGGGAUUCGAUUCCUGGACCGGUUCGUGUUCAAGAACCCCAAGAAGCGAGCCGACACCGAGCAGGAGGACGGCGUCAAGAAGGUCAAGGGAUCGCAUCCCAAGUUCGCUGUCAGGAAAAACUAUACUGCUAAAGGUAUGAGAAGCAUACCAAUAAAUUCGUCUUCAUAUCUGAACGAAGACGCUUCCAAGAUACCGGUCGAUGAGAAAUUCUUAUACGAUUUCCUGCGCAAGCGCCGCGAGGCCCAGGCUUCUGACGACGAAGACAGCGACGUGGACUCCGUCACCAGCGAGGAUUUCAACCAGUACCUGGACAACCUCACGGGCACCAGCAAGACAGCGGAAUCUGACGAGGAGAUCGAUUACUUGGCGGAGAUGGAAGCUGCGAAGCAGAAACGGCCGAAGAAGGCUGAUGAUCAUGAUAAUGAUAAUGAUGACCUCGGCAGCGAUGACGAUGAUGCUGAUCUCGAUGAUGUGGAGGAAGGAGGUUCUGACGGAGAACUGAAUAUAUCGGCAGAUGAGGAUGAGCCGGCACUUUCUGGGGAAGAAGACGAACUACUUCUAGAAGACGACGAUGAGGAUGACGAUAUGAUAGACGUGCCCGGAAAGAAGAAAGGAAAGUCCAAAAUGAAACUCAAAGGUAAAGACGAUCUAAGCUCCCUCUUCGCGUCAGCCGAAGAAUUCUCCACGCUUUUAGAAGAAACGGCAACUAACAAGAAACAAGGUUCUAGCCAAGCCGUUUCAAAUACCGACAACGCCAGCGUAAAACAACUAGCUUGGGAGGAAAAACGCGAUCGAUGGAUUAAGGGCUAUAAUAAAAAUAUUUUGGGUAAAAAGAGCAAAGGUAAAUUCAACAAACCUAAAGGCAAGAUGGCGGACAAGCAAUCGUUCCAAAAAGGCGGGAAGCGAAAAGGCGGGAAACCUGAAGGCCCGGGUGGUAAAAGGAAGAAAAUGAAAUGAUGUUUGUUUUAUUAAAUCGUGUAAUCAAUAAA